Homo sapiens (human) is the source of this 9864-nucleotide messenger RNA. RefSeq names its product FERM domain containing 6 (gene FRMD6). NCBI's taxonomy places the organism in Eukaryota, Metazoa, Chordata, Mammalia, Primates, Hominidae. The record is from RefSeq and is a predicted model, not a curated record. The transcript is spliced from 14 exons. Gene Ontology annotation, cellular component: plasma membrane; apical junction complex; cytoplasm. Bases 5298 to 7166 code for a protein of 622 amino acids.
UGGCCCAAGACCUCCAUAAUGUUAUCACUAGUGUUUCAAAGGAAUCCUCUGAGAAUAUUAUCUCAGAUAAUCAGAGCGUGCCUGAGACAUAAGUCAAAGAGUAACCAGUCUGUCACCAGAUAGAUUGCUGCUUCCUUUCUUCUUGCGUAUCCUAAUGGGAGUGGAGGGAAUUGCCUCCCAACUCUGGGGUAAGCUUUUUUUUCCCCCAGGUUUUCAGUGAGUGAUCAAAGAAUCAGAGCUGCAAAACUACUCUGGAACCUUUAAGACCCAUUGUAUAUCACACAAACAGAAUACAUGAGUUAAGUUUCAUACUGUAGGGAAUCCACCCUUUGUCCUGCCCUUCUGCUUGACAUUUUUCUGUACUAGAGCUCUUCUAUCUUCAGUCUUCUGUAUAAGGUAAAGUCUCAUGCAUAAGGCAGCAAUCCCAUGUUUAUACAUAAUUCCUCAACUAUAUUUUAGUUAGUAGCAGUAUCCCUUAACCUAGCACUGCCUUGCCGCUAUGCCUUUCAACUCCAAGACGCCAGUGUAAUUCUCUACGAUGGGCCCUCUCUCUACAUUGUGCAACACCUUCCCAAGAGCAAGGGGCAGGGUCUGGCCCUUCCAGCCUUAUCAAACCUUUCUUAUUACAUCUGGAGUAUUCUAGUAUUCAAGCCCUCAAGGAAUGGGAAUUGUGAUGUUUGUGGUGAAAUUAAAGCCAUAAUAGAAUGGAAACAAAGUAGUUCUUUAAAUACAUCCCCUGUAAACCAUAUUAAAAUGAAACUUUGACCCUGGAUAAUCAAGUUAUUCUACUUUUACAUAUUUUUUUUUCAAAAUUUGAUGAUCAGGAGAAUAGAAUUUAAUGAAUUUAAUUUUUUCAACUCUGUAUUUCUAUAAAUUGGGUAAAAGUAAAUCUUCUUGAGUUAGAUUGCUACAUAAGCCCCGUGCUAUGCUGCCUCUGAAAAAUAAUUAUGCGUAUUCCUGGUUAGGGGCUCCCGGUGUAUGGUAAUUAGACAGCUGGGUUAAAUGAAUGAUAAUCAAUUUUCCUGACUUUUCUUAAGCAUUAAAGUCUCUUUGGGUACUUUAUUUUACUAGCUGAGAAUAAUAAAAAGAGCAUUUUAAAUGUUAGGCAGUGAAAAUCAGGACCAUAACACUAAACUAUUUAAGUUUCCAUGUGAGAUUAUUUUCUUUCAUUAGCUACAGGGACAUCUAAAACCUUAAAGUAGGACUUAAUUAAAUUUAUUUUGUUUGUUUAAAGUACUUUUUGUUUUGCUUUUAAAAUGAAUCUCAGUAAUUACCAAAAAGAAAAAUGAACUUAAUUUCUUUAUUAUGACCUUCAGCCAGAAUGAUGAACGGUAUUUAAUUCUGGAAAAGUAUUCUUUAAAAGCCAGUAUGUUAAAUCACUGACUUCUCUCUUAGACUAGAACUUACAUAUCAGCAUUAAAACAUACUCUGAAUGCUGGAUAGCCCUGAUUUAUUAUUAUUAUUAAUUAAUUAAUUUAUUGAGAUGGAGUUUUGCUCUUGUUGCCUAGGCUGGAGUGCAAUGGCGCGAUCUUAGUUCACUGCAACCUCCGCCUCCCAGGUUCAAGCGAUUUUCCUGCCUCAGCCUCCUGAGUAGCUGGGAUUACCGGCAUGUGCCACCAUGCCUGGCUAACUUUGUAUUUUUAGUAGAGAUGGGGUUUCUCCAUGUUGGUCAGGCUGGUCUCGAACUCCUGACCUCAGGUGAUUUGCCCACCUCCGUCUCCCAAAGUGCUGGGAUUACAGGCAUGAGCCACCGCGCCCAGCCAAUAAGCCUGAAUUAUACAAAAGAUAAAAAUAAUUUUUUUUCUUCUAAUAUGCUAAUCUUAAUUGUCAACAUACUAUCCUGGUGUCUAGAAAAUACCUGUAAAGGAAUGUGAAUUACAGCAGUUCUUAUCUCAUUUUCUAUAUUACUGUGUUCUUUACACCAAAAUGUACAAAUACCACCUACCAAAGUUUACACCUCUCAAAAUAAGGCUAUGGCCAUCAUGCUUUAAAAGCAUGGCUCUGUGUGCUUGUUCACUCUGUGUCCUCUGCCAUAUGCCUACACUUAAAAUAACCUGGGGAUAUUUAAAACAUUCCAAAGCCCAAGCCAUACCACAGACCAAUUAAAUUAUAUGCCUGAGACACAGGCAUCAAUAGUUUUUGAAAGUUUCUAGGUAAUUCCAACGUGCUUGCAAGUUUGAGAGCACUGUCUCAACCAACUUGUUCUCAGGCAAACUUCUGUUUAUCCUUCCCUUCUCAGUUCACAGGGGAUGUUUGAUGCUCUCCCUCCCUAGGCCUUCUCACUAUUCUUCCUGCGUAUCUCUACCAUAGCAUGAACUAACUAUGUUGUAACUGUUAACUCACGUGUCUGUUCCCCUAAUCUACUAUAAGAUUAAGGAGUAUUUUUAUUUUUGAAUCUCUGAAUCUAACCCUUUGCCUGGUGCAUGGGAGAACCCAAUAAAUUCAUAGAAUGAAUAACCUGUUCCUAAGAAAAACAAAAGCAAAAAUGUAGAGUUGUGUUAAUAUUUAAAUGCCAUGGAAAAAGUAAUUGCUUAGGAUGUGUUUAAAAUAAUGUUUCCCUGGUGGGCAAUGUCCCAUAUUUAGAAAAACAUCUCAUCAUAUUAGUGAAAAUAAAACAUCCCAACAUUAAGAAGAAACAUAAAAUAUAACUUUGAAUUAUUACCCACACAGUUGCAUUCUUUAUUGUAAUAAGCACAGAAAAACGUUUUAAACGUUUUCUGUGAUAAGAAAUAUCUAAAACAACACAUCCUUUCUCAGCUCCCCUUCCAUCUUUACUAGAUUAUGUAUUACUUCCCCAAUCAGUCCUUUCAGAAUUUGAUGAUGUUACAGGAGUUUAUAUAACUGAUUUUAAGAGUUUAAAAUACUUAGUUUGCAAAAUAUUUUAACUAAGAGUCUCUGUUUAAUGUGGUAUUUAUACUGUUAAUAUUAUCACUAUGAUUCAGAAAAUAUUCACAUAGUGAAUUUUCCUACAAUAUAAUUCUGGACAACAAGCCCACUCUUAAACACACUUUUUUUUUUAAACUGUUCCAAAUAUUUUGCUAUUUGUUUUACCUAAUUAUAUUUGCAGCAAUGUUUCACGCCUACCAAUAUGUUGUUGUUUAUCUGUUAGAUUUUGAUUCAUGAAACCUGAAAAUAAAUCAGAUUUAGGAACUGUUUUCCAAGAUAGUGAUAUAUUAUUCAUUUAUCUAAUUUAUCUUUACACAUGAAAUGCCGGAUUAUCUCAGUAGGUACCAAAUUAAUUUAAGACCUUACCAAGUAGUAUACAAUAUGCACUCAUUCUGAUGCAUAUAAAAGACAAAAAUGAGAAAAAAAGUGCAAUCCUCUACCUUUAAAUGCCUACACUGUCCUCAACUAUUGUUAUCCAAUUUUUAACUUUAGUACAUUAAGUACAGCUACAUUUUUUUUUUUCUUUUUCAGACAGGGUCUCACUCUGUCACCCAGGCUAGAGUCCCGUGGUGUAAUCAUAAUUCACUGUGGCCUCAACCUCCUAGGCCCAAGCCAUCCUCCCACCUCAGCCUCCUGAGUAGCUGGGGCUACAGGCAUGGGCCACCAUGCCCGGAAAAUUUAUUUAUUUUUUAUUUUUAGUAGAAACAAGGUCUGGCUAUGAUGCCCAGGCUGUCUUGAACUCCCGGCCUCAAACGAUCCUGUCACCUCGGCCUCCCAAAGUGCUGGAGUACCGCUAAUUUAAAAGGCAGUCAUUGAAACAUAUUUCUUGUUCUCUUUUGCAUCAUGGAGUUAUGACUUUAAAUCAUAAGUACAGUAUCCUUAGAAACUGCCCAGUUUUAUCAGAAAUAAGUUCUGAAUGUAUUGUCAAUUGUGAAAAGACAAAAGAUCACAGUUCCUAAUAUUCAGUUCUAAUGGCAUGGUUCCCCAAAAUGUAAAAGCUGUGACUGAGACAAUUAUUUCAAGAGAGCUUCAGCUGUAAAUAAACACAAAACUGAAUUCCUUUGCCAUGCAAACAAGAGGCACACUUUCAACCAGUAACAGCUGGCUUCAUAUAUUCAUCUUUGGAUGAAAAGAGCAGGGCAGUUUUUUUUUUUUUUUUUUUUUUGAGACGGAGUCUCGCUCUGUCGCCCAGGCUGGAGUGCAGUGGCGGGAUCUCGGCUCACUGCAAGCUCCGCCUCCCGGGUUCACGCCAUUCUCCUGCCUCAGCCUCCCAAGUAGCUGGGACUACAGGCGCCCGCCACUACGCCCGGCUAAUUUUUUGUAUUUUUAGUAGAGACGGGGUUUCACCGUUUUAGCCGGGAUGGUCUCGAUCUCCUGACCUCGUGAUCCGCCCGCCUCGGCCUCCCAAAGUGCUGGGAUUACAGGCGUGAGCCACCGCGGAGCAGGGCAGUUUUAAAGUUGACUUCUGAGAGCAUCAGAUUUUGGAUAGUGUCCUUUCUCAGGUCCUGUUUCCUUGUCUCCUCAUCCCAUUUUAAAAGCCAGACACAUAAACCCCGGCACUCCUUUAGCGAAGGGCUCAGUGAGGGCGUUUUUGCCACCCGUGGCCAGGGGUCAUUGGGUCAGCAAAGUCAGAGGAAACCUAGAAAGGCAGAAGCCCAGGAGGUUGACGCCCUGCGGGUCUAGGGGCCAGGUGCUGGGUGUCUCUCCUUUCGUGUGCGGUUCCCAGCAGCAGGUCCUGGUGGGCGCAGACUGACCGGAGAGGUGUGGCUCGCCCCCUCCCCAGACCCCGAGGUGGCAAUGAAACCUCCAUCUCCUGGCUUGAUUCCUUGUGCUAUAAAAAAUCUUCCACUGGCCCUUUGCAUCUCUCGCCCUCCAUCCCCCAAAGCCACUAUCGGGAGGGGACAAAAAUAAUUUCUGAGGGGCCAUGGGCACUAAAACCACAGCAGACAGAGGCUGUGUCUACCUGAGGAACUGGAGAGGUAGAAUUAGAGGGGGAGGCUGGGCAUCCUCGGCGGCGCCCCCUCCAUCCAGCGUGAAACCCACGAGGCGCGGCGUCUCGAGUGGCGGGCGGGCAGGGGGCUGCAGGAUUCACGAAGCCACCUCCGCCGGGGACCGCCUUCUCUCGGAGUGGCCUCCCCUCCGGCGUUCCGCUUUAGUAAGACGACACUCAGGCCAAACAGCCGCCCCCGGCCAGCCCGACUCGGCUCUGGAGGGAGCGCCCCGAGGGAGUCCAGCCGGAGGCGGAGAAGGCCACUCGGCCAGAAGCUAUGAAACCCACGUAGUCGAACACCGUGAUGCUUCUCCUGCAGGGCGUGUGAUGAGGAGGCGAGCUUGGCUUUGGAGUGCUGGGAACCUGAGGAAUUGCCAAGGACCCAGAGCCCAGCCCUGACCACCAGAGUGCCCAAAACACAAUGAACAAAUUGAAUUUUCAUAACAACAGAGUCAUGCAAGACCGCCGCAGUGUGUGCAUUUUCCUUCCCAACGAUGAAUCUCUGAACAUCAUCAUAAAUGUUAAGAUUCUGUGUCACCAGUUGCUGGUCCAGGUUUGUGACCUGCUCAGGCUAAAGGACUGCCACCUCUUUGGACUCAGUGUUAUACAAAAUAAUGAACAUGUGUAUAUGGAGUUGUCACAAAAGCUUUACAAAUAUUGUCCAAAAGAAUGGAAGAAAGAGGCCAGCAAGGUACGACAAUACGAAGUCACUUGGGGUAUCGACCAAUUUGGGCCUCCUAUGAUCAUCCACUUCCGUGUGCAGUACUAUGUGGAAAAUGGCAGAUUGAUCAGUGACAGAGCAGCAAGAUACUAUUAUUACUGGCACCUGAGAAAACAAGUUCUUCAUUCUCAGUGUGUGCUCCGAGAGGAGGCCUACUUCCUGCUGGCAGCCUUUGCCCUGCAGGCUGAUCUUGGGAACUUCAAAAGGAAUAAGCACUAUGGAAAAUACUUCGAGCCAGAGGCUUACUUCCCAUCUUGGGUUGUUUCCAAGAGGGGGAAGGACUACAUCCUGAAGCACAUUCCAAACAUGCACAAAGAUCAGUUUGCACUAACAGCUUCCGAAGCUCAUCUUAAAUAUAUCAAAGAGGCUGUCCGACUGGAUGACGUCGCUGUUCAUUACUACAGAUUGUAUAAGGAUAAAAGGGAAAUUGAAGCAUCGCUGACUCUUGGAUUGACCAUGAGGGGAAUACAGAUUUUUCAGAAUUUAGAUGAAGAGAAACAAUUACUUUAUGAUUUCCCCUGGACAAAUGUUGGAAAAUUGGUGUUUGUGGGUAAGAAAUUUGAGAUUUUGCCAGAUGGCUUGCCUUCUGCCCGGAAGCUCAUAUACUACACGGGGUGCCCCAUGCGCUCCAGACACCUCCUGCAACUUCUGAGCAACAGCCACCGCCUCUAUAUGAAUCUGCAGCCUGUCCUGCGCCAUAUCCGGAAGCUGGAGGAAAACGAAGAGAAGAAGCAGUACCGGGAAUCUUACAUCAGUGACAACCUGGACCUCGACAUGGACCAGCUGGAAAAACGGUCGCGGGCCAGCGGGAGCAGUGCGGGCAGCAUGAAACACAAGCGCCUGUCCCGUCAUUCCACCGCCAGCCACAGCAGUUCCCACACCUCGGGCAUUGAGGCAGACACCAAGCCCCGGGACACGGGGCCAGAAGACAGCUACUCCAGCAGUGCCAUCCACCGCAAGCUGAAAACCUGCAGCUCAAUGACCAGUCAUGGCAGCUCCCACACCUCAGGGGUGGAGAGUGGCGGCAAAGACCGGCUGGAAGAGGACUUACAGGACGAUGAAAUAGAGAUGUUGGUUGAUGACCCCCGGGAUCUGGAGCAGAUGAAUGAAGAGUCUCUGGAAGUCAGCCCAGACAUGUGCAUCUACAUCACAGAGGACAUGCUCAUGUCGCGGAAGCUGAAUGGACACUCUGGGUUGAUUGUGAAAGAAAUUGGGUCUUCCACCUCGAGCUCUUCAGAAACAGUUGUUAAGCUUCGUGGCCAGAGUACUGAUUCUCUUCCACAGACUAUAUGUCGGAAACCAAAGACCUCCACUGAUCGACACAGCUUGAGCCUCGAUGACAUCAGACUUUACCAGAAAGACUUCCUGCGCAUUGCAGGUCUGUGUCAGGACACUGCUCAGAGUUACACCUUUGGAUGUGGCCAUGAACUGGAUGAGGAAGGCCUCUAUUGCAACAGUUGCUUGGCCCAGCAGUGCAUCAACAUCCAAGAUGCUUUUCCAGUCAAAAGAACCAGCAAAUACUUUUCUCUGGAUCUCACUCAUGAUGAAGUUCCAGAGUUUGUUGUGUAAAGUCCGUCUGUGUGCAGCUGUACAGGCAGCUUACUGUUUGCUAGAGGAUGCGAAAGUCAUAAGUUCUUUACAUAUUACUUGUGCCAUAUCUUCUUCACCCUAAACAUAGCUCUUUCUUUAUAAUAUUUGUGAUGAUGGAAACAAAAGCCUUGGAACAAUUGCACUUUAAGUAUUACACAGAAGUAAAAGAACUACAGAAAAUGUACAGCAAGACAAGUGCCCGGAAGUUCACUGAUCCUUCAGAAGGAAAUGCGCUUUACUGAUUGCAAAGCCUUCAGAAUAUUGGAGUGUGGUGUGUUUGCUCAUCUGAUGCUUUUUAGUUCAGUUACAUGUAACAUCACAUUUUUUUAUCACGUGAAAGAUGUUAGAUUUGUUUGCUUAUAAAUUUUUUACCACUCCCACAUAAAAUGCUCAUAGUUUGGGAGAGGAAAGAGGGAAGAUUCUCUCUUCUUUUAACAGAGAGAUGAUUGCUCUGUAUACCCAUUGCUUCCUCCCUGAGGCUGUCCCAAAGUGAACACUGAUGGAGUGGUCAAAAUCAUAAGGUUGUAGCAAGCCAAAGAUACGUAUGUGACAGAAGCACAUAAGCAAUAAGCAGAAAACCAGAAGUGCAUGCUGUGAUGCCUGUGACUCCUUCAUCCCGCUCAGUGCCAUGUCCUCUUUUGUGAUCUUCCAGAAAGCUCCAGGAUUCAUUUGAGUUCCACAUCCAAGUAACAGAUGAAUUAUAUUCAUGUUGUAAUGCAUUUUGUGGAGUUUACAAAACCAGUGUCUGUUAAAACUUUGGAAAAUGUCUUAGAAAACGUUGGUGCUUGGUGAUGCUUUAUUUGUUUAAUUAUCAAGAACAAAUUAUGGCAAUGCUAGUUUCUGCUUAACCAAAAUACUCUGUGUAUAUAUUAUACAUAUAUAAAUACAUGGGAUUGUGUAUGUCUAUAUGUGUUUAAAGCUUACUAUGUCUUCAUUUUGGCUUCCAUGACUAUCUUUUAUACAUGGAAUUCCUUAAGAUUGAGAAUAUGUCACUGAGUGAAUGAUACCUGCAGACAGUCAGUUGAUAUAUGUAGAGUUCAGAAUGACUGUUUUCUCAUGUGCCUUUGGCCAUGAUUCUCAACACUGAUUGUAUAACAGAAUUUUGGGGGGAGCUUUUAAAAAAUAAUGACUGAGUCUCCCACCAGACCGAUUACAUCAUUCUCUUGUGGCGGGACCCAAGUAGAAUUGCCUUUUCUUUUAAAGUUCUCCAGAUGGAGCUAAUAUGCAACAAAGUUGAAAACCACUGAUCCUGGGGGUGUCUUGUUAAUUUUGAAGUAAAAGUGUACAGAAGACGUAGUGUAUGAGAAAGGGCCAUUUUUAAGACAGUUACCUGUUGUGCUGCUGUUACAAUAUAUAAUGAAACCAAGUCAGGGGAGUGAAUUUAUCAAUCUUUUGAUGUAAAGUAAAAACGUAGUUCACACUUCAGGAGAGAACUUCAUAGCACAAUGUCUUUCUAUAAGAUAUUUUUAAUGAUUUAGUAUUUUACAACAUUUGUUUACCAUAUUUUGAUAUACCAUUUUUUUCUAUCUGCCCAGUUUUAUUAAAAAAACUAUAUAUUAUUUUCUAAAGAAACAAUCAUAUUUUUAUACAAAAUUAUGUUUUCAGGUAACGAAAUAGAUGUAGGGUACAGUGGAACAUAAGCAGUGUUACCCCUGGCUGGGAGUCAGUAUUAUACAACAAAUGGUGAGCUGGAACAUGCCCUGUCUGUGCUGUCCCUCCUGUGCUGGGUCGCGGAUGUGUAGGCAACAUUGCCUUAUCACGCUAGGUUCACCUGACACUUUAAAAGGAAAAAAAGUUCCAUAGAGUUCUGUGGUCACAAAAUUGUUUUGCUUUUAUCAAAUACUUUAAUAGAACCAAAGUUGCAGAUAUUGGAAUGUAUGGAAGUAUCUCAGUCUCUGCAUAAGAGGAUUAAAGUAUGAAAGGAUCAUUUAAUGACUGUUUUACUUAUAAGUCAUUAAGUAAUCCACCAUUUCUUAUGGAUGAUGCUUAAGCCUGGUGAGGUUUGUACUCUAAGGAGCCCAGAUCAUAAUGCAGUGCAUUUCCUUAGCCCUUAGAGUUUCUUGCAAACAUUUAAAAAAAGACAUAUUUAAGAAAGAAAGAUAAAGAAAAAACAUAUUUAAUUACUGUAAACAGGUACUGCUUUAUGUUUAUUUUCUCUCUACUUCAACCAAAAUCAGAUCUUUGAGGUUUUGCUGACAUUGUUGGUGGUUUUGCACAUGUUCUUUCUAAUUGGAUUUAUGAAUAGUUCUAUGGGUUUUCAAAGAUGAAUCAUGCUAAGAACACUUCUGCUUUUUGAUCCACUGUUUGCAGCAGAAUUAUAUAUAUGUAUAGGAAAAAUCCACUUUGAAUAAUCCAUGUUUUGUAUUUGGAAAUUGUUUUUAAAAAUAAAAAGGAAAGGAAAUAUAUAAAGCUGUUAUUUAUUCUGCAUUUCUUACAUAUCUAUCGCUUGUCAGUAUACCCGUUUUGGUAUAUAUUGCCUCUGCACAUCUACAUUUGUAUAUGCAACAGUGAGCUUUAUAUCUACAUAAACUGUAAAUAAUCCUUUCUGUGAAAGGAUCAUCAUAUCAAGAUGAUACCAAAAGUAUGUAAAAAGAAACCUGCAUUAUUUUGUAAUUAUUUCUUAUAGAUAUUUCAUGGUAAGAUUAGCAGUCAAUAAAGUUACUUUUUUGCCUUUAAA